UUGCCUUCUCUUUUCGCGUCUCGCAUUCUCCAGCAGAAACGUCAGAACGUGAUACACAUGGCGGCCGCAGUGAGAACAGCGGUAUUAGCAGCAUCAAAGGGAAUCUAUGCUCAAUGGGCUCCAGUUCUCCGGAGGCCAUUCUGUGUAUCUGCCAGUCUUCAACACCAGAUUACAAGCAACCAGGGUGAUGCUGCUCGAGCUGAUGGGGUUUUUAAGGUGACAAUGAUCCCUGGUGAUGGUGUGGGUCCAGAACUUAUGACUGCAGUGAAAGAAGUGUUUAAGGCAGGAGAUGUACCAGUGGAGUUUGAAGAGUUUCACCUUAGUGAAGUUCAGAACAUGGCAUCAGAUGAAAAGCUUGAAGAGGUUCUGAGCUCCAUGAAGAAAAACCGGGUUGCUCUCAAAGGCAAGAUCUAUACACCAAUGGAGUAUAAAGGAGAGUUGGCUUCUUUUGAAAUGAGACUCAGGCGAAAACUGGACCUGUUUGCGAAUGUGGUACAUGUCAACAGCCUACCUGGCUAUAAGACCCGCCAUAACAACUUGGACCUGGUGAUCAUUCGAGAACAGACAGAGGGGGAGUAUAGCUCCUUGGAACAUGAGAGUGUCACAGGAGUGAUUGAGUGUCUAAAGAUCAUCACCCGUGAAAAGUCCAGACGCAUUGCAAAGUUUGCCUUUGAUUAUGCUACCAAGAAAAGCCGGUCCAAGGUCACUGCUGUCCACAAAGCUAAUAUUAUGAAACUGGGUGAUGGCUUGUUCCUUCAGAGCUGUCAGGAAGUAGCCCAGCUGUAUCCAAAAAUAAAGUAUGAGACAAUGAUAAUUGACAACUGCUGUAUGCAGCUGGUCCAAAACCCAUAUCAAUUUGAUGUGCUGGUGAUGCCAAAUUUGUAUGGGAAUAUCAUAGAUAAUCUAGCUGCUGGUUUGGUGGGAGGUGCUGGUGUGGUCCCAGGAGAAAGCUACAGUGCAGAGUAUGCUGUUUUUGAAACGGGUGCUCGACAUCCCUUUGCUCAAGCUGUUGGGCGGAAUAUUGCCAAUCCUACAGCUAUGCUUUUGAGCUCUGCUAACAUGCUGCGGCAUCUCAACUUGGAGUAUCAUUCCAGUCUGAUCUCAGAGGCAGUAAGGAGGGUCAUUAAGUCUGGCAAGGUUCGGACUCGAGAUAUGGGUGGUUAUUGUACUACCAGUGACUUAGUCAAGUCUGUCAUUGAUAACCUGCACCCUCUACAUCAGCGCUAAGGACCCUGAGGGAUUUUCUCAAUUCAUGUCUGCUGUGCCUUCUGUCUUUCCAUCCUUUUUUUGUGUUGAAGGACAAAUCUACUGAUGCUGUUGGGAAAACAAGCUGCUGCUGGUGCAUCUGAACUUAUAACCUGACCAAGAAAUAGUGCCUUGCUUAUUCAUAAAAAUUUUUUUUUUUUUGCUAUGCUGCAGGUGAUUGUUUAUAUUAUCCUUUCUAAUUUUCCCAUGUCAUUGAGUGCUUUUUUCGGAAAUCAAACAGUAUUGCUUUGUUUGGACAAUUAAUGGCUCUAAUAUUAAAGUCAGUCAGGUCUUGAAAGCAUUCAAAGCCAUCACAGAAGGAAGAUUGAUGUAAUUCUGUUCUUCCUUUUAAAGGAAACACAUCUGUUGUAGUAUUUCAUAUGUAUAAGCAAGUGGACUAUAUAAUGAGCAGAGUAUAAGGAAGGAAAGCAGUUAAUUCAACGAGAUCAUUAGAAAUUAACCAUAUGGUAAAUUAUAGGCAGCUAUAUGGCAAAUAUUAAUAAAAUCCUUUAGCAUGAUUAAAUUAGAAGGUGAAGUUAAACUGAAGAAAAUUGUGAAAAUGCAAUUUUCAAAUAGUUGCAGGACCAUAAGGUUUGAUCAGUUUCUGAUGAAAAAUUCUCAGUAACGGAUCACAACAUUUUUCGUCAUGUUAAAAUACAAACAUUUUUUCUUGACACUGGCAUUUUACUUUCUAUUCUUUUUUUCCGUGUAACUGAUUUUUGUGGAAAAUAUAUCUAAAAUAAAUUAUUGCCAUCAUUGACCUUUCUUAAUAUUUAUGUAUGGUAUACCAGCAUUUCUCCUAAAUCCCCAGAGGUUAAUUGCAAGGCCAUUUUAGAAUUGCCAGUGGAGUGGCACCCACUCCAAGGUUAGUCUCUGCCUUUUCAUGCAGUGCUGCCAGUAUAUACUCUAGACCCCACAAACCUGAGUUUGAUUAAGCACCAUUGCUUAUUUUUCCAGUAGCUAUAACUAACACAAGGUAUUAUCUCUUUUGGCCCACGAAACAGCCAAAGGUUUUCGCUGAACUCUAGGGUUCCAUUGAACACAAUUUAAAAAACACUGACUUACGAGUAUACUGUACAUUUCCAGAGCAUCACCUACAAUGUCAAGCCAUACUGCACUUAGUGGUCCCUGCCCAUGACCACUGGCACUGAAAGGAACAUUUUAUAGCCAGUGUGCACUUCUUCUACCCUGUCACUUGCUUUAUAACCCAUAGUCUGUCCAUCCCCCAUGAAGUUCCAUGUCUGUUCCUGUCCUCUCUUCAAUUAAGCGUUAAACAAUUGAUGACUAGAAACCAAAAUGAAUCUGGUUUACAUAAACUUGUUCUGCAAUAGACUAGCACCCUGCCCAGGCCUGUUUUCUGCUUUGUACCCAGUGUUCCUGGAAUCGAUGCUUUGCUGCACUAAUAUAGUUGGAAUCAAAAAAGUGGGUGCAAGGAGUAUAACACUGUUAAAGCUGUACAUCUCUAAAAUGUAUGUCUGAACUAAAAUGGAUUUCAGGAAACAGUUGGGAAUUAAACUUUGGUUCCUAGGCCAUUAAGCAAUUGUGCCACAUACAGAUUUCUAGUUCUAGUUUGUUGGUUUUAUCCAGAUGAUUAUGUUGUAAACAGACAAUGGCCAACAAAUUACACCCUGCUUUACUACAAAGCAGAAAAUGCGGUUUAACCAGCUCCACAGUCAAGUUUAUACCGGUUGUGAAAUUGUUCCUCACAUGCACAGGUGUCAAGCAGGGAGUGCGACCUUGGUUUUCGGUCUCUGCAGUUGCUCGAGGUUCUCAGCUAAACCUGCUGUUAUUUUCAGGUUGAUACCCUUCUCAACAGGUUUUAUUCACUUUAUUUAGAUUUGCCUUUGUUAUUACUUGUUACUUGGUAAUGGUCAAACAUAAUAAAAAAGAUUUUUU
Messenger RNA from Erpetoichthys calabaricus (reedfish), 3141 nucleotides. It is a transcript of the gene idh3b, whose product is annotated as isocitrate dehydrogenase (NAD(+)) 3 non-catalytic subunit beta. The coding region runs from base 58 to 1227 and encodes 389 amino acids. Lineage: Eukaryota; Metazoa; Chordata; Cladistia; Polypteriformes; Polypteridae. The transcript has 12 exons. Gene Ontology annotation, cellular component: mitochondrion. Gene Ontology annotation, biological process: isocitrate metabolic process; tricarboxylic acid cycle. Gene Ontology annotation, molecular function: NAD binding; oxidoreductase activity, acting on the CH-OH group of donors, NAD or NADP as acceptor; magnesium ion binding. The record is from RefSeq and is a predicted model, not a curated record.